AUGGGCCACUGGGCUUUUGCUCUACGCGAGAUUUGCAACACGUUGUGUUAUGCUCUCAGUAUAUAUAUAUACCUAUAUGUCCGCUGCUGCUCCUGCAGUGUUGUGCUGACCGUCCUCGGGGGUCUUCUCCUCGCUGGUGCUGCCCUCGACAUCGGUAUCAACUACUCCGAUCAGCAGCAGCUUCGAAAAGGUCCUUGGCGGUUCCUGCUAGCCUUCUCAGCCUACACCAACAUCAAGAAAAUAUUUGCCAUUAAUAAUAAGAAAAAUCCUGAAGUAAUUUCCUGCCUACAUGGAAUCAGAGUGAUGUCCAUGACCUGGGUGGUGUGGGCCCAUUGCUAUGCAUUUUUCUUCCUAUACUCCCGUAACAUACUUGGAAUGCAGGCGGUGACAGAUGACGUGAUCGACGAGACGGUCGACAACGCCAGCUUCAGUGUCGACACUUUCUUCUUCAUCAGCGGCUUCCUGGUGACUUAUGGAGUUCUGAAGGAGUUCAGCAGAGUAGGCAGGAUCAACUGGAUCAUGUACUACGUUCACCGCGUCAUCAGGUUAGCGCCACCCAUAGCCUUGACUGGUGCCGUGAUGGCCACGCUGGCAAGGUUCCUGGUGUUCGGGCCCCUUGCCAUGCACAUUGAGCGGACCGUCGUGGAGAUCUGUCAGCAGUACUGGUGGGCAGACUUCCUCUUUGCCACCAACUUUAUGAAUCAUAUGUGUCUGGCGCAGUGCUGGUACACGGCUGCCGAUACACAGAUCUACAUUGUGCUUCCACUGGUGCUCGCGCCUCUUCUUUACAAGCGCAAGAUUGGACUUCCACUGCUGGGGUUGGUCACUGCGGUAUCCUUCGCCAUCCCAACGACACUGUCGGCUGUCUAUAAUGUACCUCCUGCAUUAAACUUUAUAGACCCGGUUGAGGAUCCGAUUCGUCGCGUGGACACCUACAUGACCCCGUGGUGUCGAGCCAACUCUUACCUGGUGGGUGUGUGGGCUGGCUGGCUCAUCUACACUGUGCGAGGCCGCACCAUCAAACUCAAGCUGUGGCAGACGGUGUUGGGGUGGGCUGCGGCGACGACGGUGGCCUCGCUGGUGCUGUACGGGAUGGCCAGGUACGACACCUGGGGGGACGACCAGGUGCCCCUCCCUCGCGCCCCCAGCAUCAUCUACGCGGGCUUCAGCCGGGGCGCCUGGUGCCUCGCCCUCCUCUGGCUCGUCUUUGCUUGUCAUACUGGAAAUGGAGGUCUGAUCAACUCGUUCCUGUCUCACCCGUCCUGGCAGCCUCUGAGCCGUCUGACCUACACACUCUACCUCACCGCUGUGCCUCUUCAGUACUUGUUUCCCGGCCAGGUCUACCUGCCUCUCUACAUCAACCAUCUCAAUAUGAUUGUUUAUGCGUGCGGCUUCCUGUUUAUUGGAGGAAUACUGGCGGUGUUGCUGUCUGUUAUGACGGAGGGACCCGUUAUAGGCCUGGAGAAGCUCCUCCUGCACCGCCCAGGACGAGGAUUGAGUGAUGUACCAGACGAGACUAAGAUUACCAGAAAAUGAAGUGCCACGUUCCUCUCUACAUCAUGUGGACCAGUGUCACGUUCCUCUACAUCAUGUGGACCAGUGUCACGUUCCUCUCUACAUCAUGUGGACCAGUGUCACGUUCCUCUCUACAUCAUGUGGACCAGUGUCACGUUCCUCUCUACAUCAUAUGGACCAGUGUCACGUUCCUCUCUACAUCAUGUGGACCAGUGUCACGUUCCUCUCUACAUCAUGUGGACCAGUGUCACGUUCCUCUCUACAUCAUGUGGAUCAGUGCCACGUUCCUCUUUACUGACCCGAAAAAAUUGUCACUUGUAAGCAAUAGUUUACCACUUGUGAACCUUGUAAACACUGCUCUUUGUCAGGUUUAUGAACACCAUCACCCACGACAAAAUCACUCUUAAAUUUCUCAUGUGAAAUGUGAGAAAUUGUACAACAUUGAUGUACUGUGCCUGCAGGAACCAUACAUUGCAAGCACAAAAAAUAAAACGCCACUUAAACUCCCAGGUUAUGUAGCAUUCUCAAAUGUUGGUUCCCAUGAUGUCGGUAUCUUGACGUAUGUUAAAAGUAACCUAGUGUGUAAACAUGUUAACCCACAAAAGUGACGACUCAUAUUACCAGCAGUUUCAGAUUGCUACAGCGACCGGCUUUAUUAAUUUAGUUAAUAUAUAUGUAAAGUGCGAUCAUAUGGUGGAAGUUUCUCUUCCAACAAUCACCAGCAGCUCUCAAACCAUUGUCAUGGAUGAUUUUAAUGCUAGACACACUAGCCUGGGUGACACUAAAACAAAUAGAAAUGAUAAAGUUUUUGUGAAAUACUUAAGAGACAAUAACAUGUCCGUGUUCAACUUUGACUCCUCUAACGUCACACACCUCAGGGGUGGCAGGCUUGAUUAUGUCAUUGGUCACGGCCUCAUGGAUAAUGCUGUCGGAGGAUCAAUUGUUCAGGAAUUAGUUAGUGAUCACUUUGCCAUAUUCAGUUUAUACACAUCAAUAAUGUCAAAUUAUUAAGUCUUGAAAAAAUCAAUAU
Procambarus clarkii (red swamp crayfish) is the source of this 2545-nucleotide messenger RNA. The record is from RefSeq and is a predicted model, not a curated record. Lineage: Eukaryota; Metazoa; Arthropoda; Malacostraca; Decapoda; Cambaridae.